GCGUGCAGCAUUUCCAUCGUUUUCCUUAGCUACGAAAGCUAAAGCGUGGUCAAUCGCUUGUAAAAACGCGUGGACGGCAAAUAACGAAUAAUAACAUCACAUCUAUUGACUAGUUUUUGUGCUUUAGCUAGAAAGUCCAACUAACUACUGCUGAUAACGAGUUUGGAUAACAAACAUCAGCUAACAAGGUAGAGGCCACACACCAACUCAACCAACUAAAUGAUAAAGGGCAGCUAACUGUACCUCGGUGAUUAUGGAUCAUUUAGAUACAGAGCUCAGUCCGCUGGAGGACUUAGAGAAGGACGAUGACACUUCAGACGACAACUCGUCAAAAGGACGGAGGAAAUCCAGGCUCCCUCUGGUCAAUCUGAUGUCUACAGAGAGACCAGAGGUUUCUGGGUUCCGUCAGAGUACACACAUCUGCCUGGAGAAGAUCAGAGAAGCCAUGCUGCACCACAGAUGGCACGAAGCAGCAGAAUACAUGGCCUUCUACCCCCAAAUAUUAGAGGACCGGACAAGGACCUCCGCAGCGACCAAUAAAGAGCUCGUUUGGAGACUCAGCACAGAGAUACUUCACCAUCACCCCAAGUCAAAGCUGGAAGACUACAACAACAUCUAUGAAAGAAUGAAACACUCAGGAGUCAAGCUCUACCUCUUGGUCAGUCUGGAGCAUUCGUUCCACCUGAUGCUCCACGGUCACAUUGUGGAUGCGAAGCGUCAGCUGUCUGUGGCUGAAAGCUGGAGGUAUGGGAAGGAGUCAGCAGCUCAGUAUCAGACAAUUAAACUGAUCCAGGCCUACAGGAGCCUACUGGAUUACAUCAUCUGGUGUGACAAAAAGUUCACACACUCCGAUCUUCCUAACUUUGAUGACAACCAAGAGAUGCAAAACUACUUCAGACAAGCCUCCGUGAAUCUAAAGGAGAUUUUGAAAAAUCCCGGAGUCUGGGACCCCUUUAUACUCAGUUAUGUUGAGAUGCUGGAGUUCUAUGAGGAUCACGAGGAAGCUUUGAAAGUCCUGAACGACUAUGCAUAUGACAACAGUUUACCACCUAACCCUAAUGCACAUGUCUACUUGUACCAGUACCUUAAGCGGCAUAAUGCACCGCAGAGAAAACUGAUGAAAGUGUUGAAGACGCUGCACGUCUUAGUCCCAAGCCAUGAGCUGAUGUUGGAGUACAGCGCUCUUCUUCUCCAGUCAGAGAAAAAAAGUGACAGUGAGAAGGUUUUAGGAAUGGUUCUGGAAAUGCUGGACUUUGCCUGUUGGAGGCGCAACCUGGACGUGUGGAAAUGUUUGAAAGCUGUAAUUGAAAAGUUACAGUUACAAGACGACUGGAGGAACAUUGUCUCAGGAAAAAUGUCUGAGAGAAAAGACUGGUGGCCUGCGCUGCACUUCACAAAGUUCCACGCAAGUAAAGACUGCGAGGACCCAGAGCUGAUGGGAGUGAAGGUGGCGCUGGUACAAAUCCUCUGUCCAGAUCUCAAGUGCACAAAGUACACUGCUGGUGAAGGAAGCAAGGGACAGUGAACAGGGAGAAGACCCAAGAAAAAAACUGAGCUGCAGUUGUGACUUUUUACAUGAAAUUAUGAGUUUUUUUUUGUGCAUAAAUAGUUUCUGAAGGUUUACUCACUCUUCAUGUGUCCUGUGCGGGUAAUUGCAUCUGCAGCCACAUCGUCCACUAUGUGGAGCUCUUGCUCUGUAGCGUUUCAGUGAGCGUAACUGCCUAUUUGUGACAGGAUGUCUGCGUUGUGUUAACGUGGACUGACUUUGACCUCAGCUGACCUUUGGCCACGCUUUGGCUGCUGUGACGUUAGAAGAGCUGGUGCAUGUUCUGCAGAUAUUUAAGUCAGUGGAACAAGUAAUUUGUGAUAGAAGAGGUGCCUGCAUUAGAAGAUAAUAACUGACCUGUGUUGUGUAUGUGCACUAUUUUAUUCAUCACGGCCUCCUGACAGCCUGCCAGUUUAAUAAGUAAAAACGCUUGGAAUGA
This is a messenger RNA of Betta splendens (Siamese fighting fish), 1985 nucleotides long. It is a transcript of the gene taf1a, whose product is annotated as TATA box binding protein (TBP)-associated factor, RNA polymerase I, A. Bases 254 to 1525 code for a protein of 423 amino acids. The record is from RefSeq and is a predicted model, not a curated record. Lineage: Eukaryota; Metazoa; Chordata; Actinopteri; Anabantiformes; Osphronemidae. Gene Ontology annotation, cellular component: RNA polymerase I transcription regulator complex. Gene Ontology annotation, biological process: transcription by RNA polymerase I. The transcript is spliced from 11 exons.